AUGGGGACCCCUCUGAGGUUCCUAAGCGAAAGCGAAACCCGAACCAAGGACCCCUUCUACAUGUCGCCUUUCCCCUAGUCCCUAUAGGGACCACUCUGACGUUCCUAAGUGGACUUUUAGACCGAAAAUUGGACCAAGGACCCCUUAUGAAAGUCGCAUUUCCCCUAGACCCUAUAGGGACCCCUCUGACGUUCCUAAGUGGAUUUUUAGACCGAAAAUUGGAUCAGAGACCUCUUGUGAAUGUCGCCUUUCCCCUAUUCCCUACAGGGACCACUCUGAAGUUCCUAAGUGGAUUUUUAGGCCGAAGAUCGGACUUAGGAACCUCUUAUAAAUUUCGACUUUCCCCUAAUCCCUCCAGGGACCACUCUGACGUUCCUGAGCGAGACCGAAACCCGAACCAAGGACCCCUUUUUGAAUGUCGCCUUCAGCACGCCAAUCAAACAAUCGCAUUUCCAAGAGUGAUUCCGACGGAAAAGAAGAGGCGAUUUUCGCCAUUUACUCGAAAUGAUGAGACGAGGCGGAUGUUUUAUGUUUAUGUGGAUGGGCCCCGAUGGCAGUUGUCGGAAGCCGUUAAGGCUGACACGCGCAACGACGUCGUCAACGCUUCUUCUUCUUCCCCCGGCGUCGUCGUCGAAUGA
This is a messenger RNA of Caenorhabditis auriculariae, 638 nucleotides long. The record is from the annotation of a GenBank genome assembly. Lineage: Eukaryota; Metazoa; Nematoda; Chromadorea; Rhabditida; Rhabditidae.